This is a messenger RNA of Hylaeus volcanicus, 5576 nucleotides long. It is a transcript of the gene Sf3b1, whose product is annotated as splicing factor 3B subunit 1. Bases 1839 to 5324 code for a protein of 1161 amino acids. Gene Ontology annotation, cellular component: catalytic step 2 spliceosome; U2 snRNP; U2-type prespliceosome. Gene Ontology annotation, molecular function: mRNA binding. Gene Ontology annotation, biological process: spliceosomal complex assembly. The record is from RefSeq and is a predicted model, not a curated record. The transcript has 16 exons. NCBI's taxonomy places the organism in Eukaryota, Metazoa, Arthropoda, Insecta, Hymenoptera, Colletidae.
AGCGAGAAAGACUACGAUCCGUUUGCGGACCGACGACGACCCACCAUAGCGGAUAGGGAAGAUGAAUAUAGACAAAAAAGGCGCAGAAUGAUUAUAUCACCUGAGCGCGUUGAUCCCUUCGCAGAAGGUUGGUAUUUUUUUUCCUUCUAAGUUAAGAGUUAUGAAACCAGAACAGGUAAUUAGAUAUUAAGUGUGUUUCCAUAUUAUUAUUCUUGUUGAUAUUUUGGAGCAAUGUAAUGAAUCACUACAGCCUUUGCUCCCAACUUUUCUUAUGUAAAAAUAAUAAAUUUUACAAUAAUCUUAUAUUGUAAUAUUUAUUUUGAACUGCUCCAAUUGAAAUUCUUAAAUAUGGCUUGUAAUUAUGUAUUGGUUACAUUGUAACAAAAUAUACGCACAACGAAGCUUAUAUCACUACGUUUUAUAAGAAAAUAAACUCGUAUUAAACGUAUUACAAUAUUGCGCAAAAGAAAAAGUCAACCUGAUUUUAAGAUAACAAAACUCAAAUUUUAUGCAUAGUUUUUUUGCAAAGUGGUGUACAGAACAAUAGGGGUCAAUGUAUGUAUUAAAAAUAAAUUAAGUUGACUUUUUCGUGUCAGAUAAUAACACUCCAUCUGUGAUUAAAACAUGAAAAUUUUAAUAAUUAAAUGAUAUUUUCAUUUAAUUAUUCUUUCCUAUAAUUCACUAUUAUUUUUUCCUCGAUUCAUUUUUGUAAUGUAAAACACCAAGUUUUGUCAAAAAAGCAAGAUUAUAAAUAUACCAAAUUUUGUUUUUUCGAUAACAUCGCGUUUUCUUAAUUUUCUCGAUAAUUCAUGAAUAAACACUUAGCGUCAAGAUUUCUUUAAAAUUAGUUACAGUAUAGUUUAAUUUAUAUAUCAUGCAUUGCAUCUUUGACAUCCUUAAUUGCUUAAAUGUUUUCAUGAAAUCAAAGCCUGUACACAUUGACCCAUAUAAAAUUGUAUGUUACUUAAAUAAGCCUAUGUAUAUAUCGAGUGAAGAUAUGUUGAUACUACAGCACAUACAAAAUACUUUUAAUAUUUAAAAAUGUAAAAUUAAAUAAUUUAUGCCAUUGACGCUUCAUUUUCAUAUAAGUGUUUAAGUAAUUCAUACAUUUCUAUAUCGCUGUAAUAUUACUGGCUACAAUAACUGAGGAAAAAAAAUGCAACGAUUUACAUAAUUUUGUUAGCUAAUUUUAACGAGGUGUACGUAAAAUCGUACAAUUUUCAUUUAAUAGACGCGAAAGAAUACUUUCGGGUAACACCUCAGUUGUUAGUAGUUAAUAGAUUUAAGAUUUCUUUGUACUCAGAUUGUGGAAGCAAUGUGAAGUAGAAAAAACUGGCUUGAGUGAAGAGAGUGAAUGGGAUUCUUUCAAAUACAUACUAAUGUAAACAUUUUUUUCCAAUCUUAGUGACGGUCUGCACAUUUGGAAUCAUCUGCUUACCGAGGAUACUAUGUCGAAGGUUAAGCGAGAUUGAAUUGUCACAGCAUUACAGUCGCGUCCUAUAAAUGAUACAAUGAGACUUUCCAUAUCAUACUUUCAGUUCCUAUACUUUCGCUCAUCUCUGUUUUAAUAGACUUUUUCGUUCACCACUUUAAUUUAGAGCUAUACGUAUAUGUCAUUAAAUUCUCAUUGUAUCAUACGUCUUUCGUGAGAUCGUAAAUAUUGAAAAAUAGUAUGAGUGAUUGGUGUGCAAAUAUUAUUAAUAACAAGAAUGAGUUGAUUUUUAGAUGGCUAAAGUAUUUUUCGAUGUGGAAGACUUGAGCAGGACAGUGCUCCCUAUGGCAUCAAACUUUCACGUGGUAAGACUCCCGACAUCGGUUCUAGGACAUACACCGAGAUUAUGCGAGAACAAUUACUCAAAGGAGAAGAAACUGAGUUAAGAAAGAAACUAGCCGAAAAAGCCAAAGACGGGACUUUGAAAGCAAACGGUGAGCCCAAGCCUGCGCCUAAGAAAAGAGGUCGUUGGGAUCAAACAGAUGAUGCUCCAACACCAAAAAAAUUGACUGGUUCUAGCGCGACACCGACAUCCUGGGAUAACGCGGAUGUAACUCCAGCUGCGAUCAGAUGGGAUGAGACGCCUGGUCAUGGUAAGGGUGGUGAAACUCCUGGUGCAACGCCGGGCGUAAGUACGAGAAUGUGGGAUGCUACUCCAGGACACGCAACACCUGGCGCGGCAACUCCUGGCAGAGAGACACCAUCUCACGAGAAAACUGUUUCGAGCCGUAGAAAUCGUUGGGAUGAGACGCCGAAAACUGAACGCGAAACACCUGGGCACAGUAGCGGUUGGGCCGAGACUCCAAGAACCGAUCGGGUUGCGGGCGAUUUAAUUCAAGAAACACCUACACCGUCUGCUAGCAAGCGUCGAAGUCGAUGGGACGAAACACCGUCGAACCAGACACCUGGAUCCAUGACACCGCAAACUCCAGCAACUCCUCUGACAACGCCUCAUCAGACUUCUAUUUUAACACCUAGUGGAGUGACGCCAACGGGACCUAAAGCUAUGGGACUAGCUACUCCAACGCCUGGACAUUUGAUGUCGAUGACACCGGAACAGCUUCAAGCAUACCGCUGGGAACGAGAAAUCGAUGAAAGAAAUAGACCACUUUCAGACGAUGAAUUAGACGCUUUGUUCCCACCUGGAUACAAAGUUUUGCAGCAACCUGCGGGGUAUAUCCCGAUUCGUACGCCUGCAAGGAAACUCACUGCUACGCCAACGCCAAUCGCGGGUACACCGCAAGGAUUCUUCAUCCAAACCGAAGAUAAAACCGCGAAAUUUGUAGACAAUCAACCGAAAGGAAAUUUACCUUUUAUGAAGCCAGAGGACGCACAAUAUUUUGAUAAAUUACUGGUCGACGUUGACGAAGAAACUCUUAGCCCUGAAGAACAAAAGGAAAGAAAAAUCAUGAAAUUGCUUUUGAAAAUUAAAAAUGGUACACCGCCGAUGAGGAAAGCGGCUCUAAGACAAAUUACUGACAAAGCGAGAGAAUUUGGCGCGGGACCAUUGUUCAAUCAGAUACUCCCUCUCCUCAUGUCCCCUACAUUAGAAGAUCAAGAACGUCAUCUUCUUGUAAAAGUCAUAGAUCGUAUUCUUUACAAACUCGACGAUUUGGUUAGGCCUUAUGUACAUAAGAUUUUGGUCGUCAUCGAACCUUUACUGAUCGACGAAGAUUACUAUGCUCGCGUGGAAGGCAGAGAAAUUAUUUCUAACCUAGCGAAAGCAGCUGGUUUGGCGACGAUGAUAUCCACGAUGAGACCGGAUAUCGACAAUAUCGAUGAAUACGUACGUAACACAACGGCAAGAGCGUUCGCCGUGGUCGCGUCAGCGUUGGGAAUUCCUUCUUUACUUCCAUUCCUUAAAGCUGUGUGUCGCAGCAAAAAGUCAUGGCAAGCUCGUCACACUGGCAUUAAAAUUGUACAACAAAUCGCUAUUCUCAUGGGAUGCGCUAUAUUACCGCAUCUGAAGAGUUUAGUUGAAAUUAUAGAACACGGUUUGGUCGACGAGCAACAGAAAGUCCGUACUAUUACCGCUUUAGCUAUCGCUGCCUUGGCUGAAGCAGCAACACCUUACGGUAUCGAAAGUUUUGACUCUGUUCUUAAACCACUUUGGAAAGGUAUUCGUACGCAUAGAGGAAAAGGUCUUGCCGCGUUCUUGAAAGCAAUCGGUUAUUUAAUUCCCCUUAUGGAUGCCGAAUAUGCCAAUUACUAUACUCGCGAAGUGAUGUUAAUCCUUAUACGUGAAUUCCAGUCACCCGACGAAGAAAUGAAAAAGAUUGUGUUAAAAGUCGUGAAACAAUGUUGCGGAACGGAUGGUGUAGAAGCGCAGUAUAUCAAAGAUGAAAUUCUUCCGCACUUCUUCAAACACUUCUGGAACCAUCGAAUGGCUUUGGAUCGUAGAAAUUAUAGACAACUCGUAGACACAACGGUAGAAAUCGCCAACAAAGUUGGCGCAUCGGAAAUUAUAAAUCGCGUGGUAGAUGAUCUGAAAGAUGAAAAUGAACAAUACAGGAAAAUGGUUAUGGAAACUAUUGAAAAAAUAAUGGGUAAUUUGGGGGCUGCAGAUGUUGACUCCCGUUUAGAAGAACAACUCAUAGACGGUAUUUUAUACGCAUUCCAAGAACAGACAACAGAGGAUGUUGUAAUGUUAAAUGGUUUUGGCACUAUCGUGAACACGCUAGGCAAAAGGGUGAAGGCGUAUCUUCCGCAAAUAUGCGGUACGAUAUUGUGGAGAUUAAAUAAUAAGUCUGCAAAAGUCAGGCAACAAGCUGCUGACUUAAUUUCACGAAUUGCCGUUGUCAUGAAAACCUGUCAGGAGGAGAAACUAAUGGGUCAUUUAGGUGUUGUCCUCUACGAGUAUUUAGGUGAAGAAUAUCCUGAAGUAUUAGGAAGCAUUUUAGGUGCGCUGAAAGCUAUCGUUAAUGUUAUAGGAAUGACGAAAAUGACACCACCUAUAAAAGACUUGCUACCACGACUUACUCCUAUAUUGAAAAACAGACAUGAAAAGGUACAAGAAAAUUGUAUCGAUCUUGUAGGUAGAAUUGCGGACAGAGGUCCUGAAUACGUAUCCGCUAGAGAAUGGAUGAGAAUAUGUUUCGAACUUCUAGAAUUACUUAAGGCUCAUAAGAAAGCGAUUAGGAGAGCUACAGUAAAUACCUUCGGUUACAUCGCAAAAGCGAUAGGACCUCAUGAUGUGUUGGCAACACUCUUAAAUAAUCUAAAAGUACAAGAACGUCAAAAUCGCGUGUGUACUACGGUAGCUAUAGCUAUUGUUGCUGAAACUUGUAGUCCAUUCACGGUACUUCCUGCAUUGAUGAACGAAUACAGAGUGCCCGAAUUAAACGUGCAAAACGGUGUUUUAAAAUCUCUGUCCUUCUUAUUUGAAUACAUUGGAGAAAUGGGAAAGGAUUACAUUUACGCUGUUAGUCCACUAUUGGAAGAUGCACUCAUGGACAGGGAUUUAGUACAUAGACAGACCGCAUGCGCUGCCAUUAAGCACAUGGCAUUAGGUGUUUACGGAUUCGGUUGCGAGGAUGCACUGAUUCAUUUAUUAAAUCAUGUAUGGCCCAAUGUGUUUGAAACCUCGCCACAUCUAGUACAAGCAUUUAUGGACGCUGUGGAUGGAUUACGCGUUGCACUUGGGCCAAUUAAAAUAUUACAAUAUACCUUACAGGGAUUAUUCCAUCCGGCGCGAAAAGUACGCGAUGUAUAUUGGAAAAUUUAUAAUUCUCUUUAUAUAGGUGGACAGGAUGCUCUCGUAGCUGGUUAUCCCCGAAUUAUGAAUGAUCCAAAGAAUCAAUAUAUUAGAUAUGAACUGGACUAUGUUUUGUAAUAGUUUAUGCAAAUGAUGUGUACCAUACAUUUAUAUAAUCUUCACGAAAGUUAGGAUCAUUCGCUUAUAAUUGUUUACAAAAUCUGCUAAAUAGUUGUAUGUAAUAUAACACAUAAGAUAGACACUGCAAUGAAAUUUGAGGGUAUUUAUUUCUUGGACUACUCUAAUCAAGUUACACGUAAAUCACGUUCAAUUAAAGACUUGCCCGAUGAUGUGUCAGUCCUUAUACGAAUAAAAAAUUUCAUAUCAUAA